Molecule: messenger RNA, 1288 nt
Organism: Penaeus indicus
Lineage: Eukaryota; Metazoa; Arthropoda; Malacostraca; Decapoda; Penaeidae
Product: oplophorus-luciferin 2-monooxygenase non-catalytic subunit-like
Exons: 6
Coding region: 206-1288 (360 amino acids)
Cellular component (GO): plasma membrane
Molecular function (GO): protein binding
Source: RefSeq, a predicted model, not a curated record
ACCACGAUUAGCGUCGCUGCAUCCAUUGGCGAAGGUUGAAAACAUCCCAAGCACACCCUCGACCCACAGCUAUAUAAAACGUAAACUUCUUCGUCGCAUUCUAAACCCAGACGUGACGGGGCGACAACCCUCGCUCAACGCAACCCACCGUAACUAUUUUCCUGCAAUUGCACAGAAACACAUCGCCCAGUAAAGGCACCAGGACAUGAUGCCUCUCCCUCGCCUCCUCUGGACGGGGCUAGCCUUGGCCACGCUCAGCACCUCAGCCACAGGGAGAGACCUUCACCACGGGACGAAGCUUCAUCCCUUCCUCCUGCAGAAUCCCGAAGGUGUGAGGACGCUGCCAGCUGUUCUCAGGACGCCCCACGAAGACACGAGGGGUAACGAGACAUCCUGCAGCCUCUGUCCUGCGGCGCUGAGCUUGAGUCCUUGUAAAUGUACGUGCAAGGACAACGGCAAGGCAGAAUUGGUAUGCGGGGCGGAGCUCUCCUCAUGCUCACAGCUCACGGAAAUACUGAACAAGCAGGUCUUUCCUACCUCACACUACUAUAAGCUGACUGUCGAUGGAACGCAACUUGACUGCCUUAUCGAAAGAGACCUGUGGGGACCGUUGGACUUUGAGAAAAUCGUCUUCGCCAAGAACCAGUUCACGACCGUCGACAACCACGCCUUCCUCCCAUUCCAGGAAACGCUGAAGACUUUGAAUCUCGAGAAUAACAAGAUAUCGAAUUUCUUCUUUCCUGCAAUCAACGAGUUAGCCAAUUUAAGAGAAUUUGUGAUAAGAGGAAACGAAAUCAACUUUAUUCCUGGAUACGCAUACAUCAACAGCAGUUCUAUAAGGGUGUUUAAGGCAUCGCGUAAUCAGCUGGUUCUCACAUCCGACACAUUCGCAGGACUCCCCCUGCUCGAAAUAUUAGACCUAUCAUACAACAAGAUAACGAAGCUCUCGAGCCACGUCCUUAGGAUCCCGAACCACAAGGCAGACAAGCUCGAGAUCGACCUCUCCUACAACGAAAUUCAAGAAAUCGAGCCUAACGCAUUCUCGGGGCUCAGAGGUUGCACGAUCAAUCUGCGCAACAAUAAGCUGAUCACACUGCCUGAGACGACCUUCCGACCCGUCAUCGACUUCACGGACACGAGGGUCGCCUUCUUGGUAACAGGUAGGUCGUCCUCUUCUCUCGGAGUCGAUGAGGCCGGAACUUUAUCGUUGGCCGGUAUUUCACCCAUUUUGGAAACUGUUAGAUCACCCAUUUUCUGCUCCAUAAAUACAGUUACAAAUGGAUUCUAA